AUGAUGCACCAAUGGAAACCCGUCUACCCCGCGGCGCAGCUGCCCAACUCGCACGCGUACCCAGCGGUGCCGGGCGGCAGGAACGGCACCCCGUCUCCGGACGCCGACGCCGACCCUGGGCGGCCGCACGAGUGCCGCCAGUGCGGGCGGCGCUUUGCCAAGUCGGACCAGCUGACGGGUCACAUGCGCAUCCACACGGGCGAGAAGCCGCACCCGUGCGACUUGUGCGGCCGCACGUUCUCGCACUACGGCAACCUGAAGACGCACCGGCGCACGCACACGGGCGAAAAGCCGUACCGCUGCGGCGCCUGCGGCCGCGCCUUCUCGCAGUGCUCCAGCCUCAAGACGCACCAGCGCAUCCACACGGGCGAGAAGCCGUACUCGUGCGACGUGUGCCCACGGGCCUUCGCGCAGUACUCAAGCCUCAAGUACCACAUGCGCACGCACACGGGCGAGAGGCCCUACACGUGCCAGGCCUGCGGCAAGAGCUUCAGCAUGUCGAGCCACUUCAACAGGCACAGACGCAUGUGCUCGAACGCGCUUUGCGAGAUGGAGAGUCAACCCACGAUGGAGCUGCAACAGCAGGAGGACUUCCCGGCGUGGCUUGAGGCGCAGGGCGUGAACGAGGAGGUGGCCCGGGCCAUGGACUCGGAGCUGGGCAUCCGGGACUACGGGGUCUUGCGCGCCUGCGUCGGGGACGCGUGCCUCCGUGCCGAGCUCCUGUCCACGGCGCGCGACCGCCUGCCCUUCGGCUUCUACGCCGUGCUGCGGCAGCCGCUGUCCGGCGCGCUUCGCGACGUGACGCUGGCGGGGCUCGUGGAGGUGCUGCUUGCGCUGCUCACGGGCCUGAGCCGCGAGCUGGCGCUCUCCGUGCAGAAGCUGGAGGCGGUGAGCGGCGGCGGCGCCUUUGUCGGAAGGUUCCUCGCGAAGGACGAGGACUACCAGACGGAGAGGGACGAUGACGAUUCGCACCACGGCAACGCCGGCGACUUCUCCAACGACGACGCCGAGAGUCCAGUCCCCGAGGAGGAGGAGGAGUGCGAGUGGCGGCAGCACAGCGACAGCAGCCCAGGGAAGAGCCUGGAGACCCUGUCUGGCUUCGUGCUCCCGGACGGCAGUACCCUGGAGUGCGCGCGGCAGUACUACGCCGCCUCCUCCGCCGCCGCCGCCGCCGCCAAGGAGCGCAGCGCCGCCUACGGGGCCGCCCUGCAGCUGCAGCAGCUGCAGCAGCUGCAGCAGCAGCAGCUGCAACCGCAUCAACAGCCGCAGCAGAGUCAGCAGCAGCAGCACAGCGUGGACGAGAUGAUCGCGGCCGCAGUUGCCGCCACCGCUGCCGCCGAUCCCCACCACCUCCAACACCACCAACAGCAGCAGCAGCAGCAGCAGGUGGAGGAGGCGGCCGCCGCCGCCGCCGUGGCGUCGAUCAGCAGCAAAGGGCGGCCGCGCACCAACCGCCCCGACGCGCUGGCGCCGAGGCGGCAGCAGUACGAGUGCCGGCAGUGCGGGCGCGAGUUUGUGCGCUCGGACGCGCUCAAAGCGCACAUGCGCAUCCACACGGGCGAGAAGCCGUACCGCUGCGGAGCCUGCGGCCGCGCCUUCUCGCAGAGCUCCGGGCUCAAGACGCACCAGCGGGUGCACACGGGAGAGAAGCCGUACCGCUGCGGCGUGUGCGGGCGCGUGUUCGCGCAGUGCUCGGGCCUUCAAGUACACAUGCGCACGCACACGGGGGAGAAGCCCUACGUGUGCCAGGGCUGCGGCAAGAGCUUCGGCAUAUCGAGCCACUGCAACAGGCACCGCAAGAUGUGCCUGCUCGCCAACGCGAGGCCGGUUCACGACGAGCGGUGACGGGUCCGUCUCCCGAUGGGUCUCUUUACGCGCGGUGAUCAUUGGGAGUCGCUCCUGAAUUAGUCGGGUUUGCCGGCAGUGCAGCGUGACGCUGAGACUAAUUCCCUCCCCUCACCCCCUCCCUCCGCCGCCCCCUUUUUCCACUGACACAUCUGAGCCGAGCCAGCGCCGGGUGACUGGCAACACGGGGUGGUUUUCCCAACUGCGAGCUGGAACCAAACCGUGCUACGUUGGCCUCGCAAGAAGUCUGUAUCUUGCUCGAGGGCCAAGCUCCGUGCCCGGGCGGAAGUAAGAACACGUUCGCAAAUUGAAUGUGAUUCAUACAAAAAUCGCUAUGGACUUUGUUCCAUUCGCGAGUGUUGCAGUCCCACGAGCCGGUGCUCGUUUUACUGACCCCCGAAGGGACGAUCACGGUGAUGACGACGAAGAUGAUGACGACGUUGGUGACGACGAUGAGGGUGAGCCGACCCUUGCCGCAGGAUCUCAACUCGCAACCUUGAGGUCUUGAGACUGCUGCUCCGUACAAAUGGAACCGUGUCGAUGUAUGCAUCCUGUACGUGUGCGUGCUAAACGAAACUAUUUUGUAUCUUAUCAGUUAAGGCCCACUGAGCUAUUUUUCAGAAUCGACUUGGCCACAAAUGAUAGCUCAACGAACUCGUGACCUAUUUGCCAGGCGAGGCAGAUAGCAUUUCUCCACCGGCACAUACAGUCAGUCAUGCAUUGAUGUAGCUAUGGGUAUGACUGGAGUUCCCGUGAUGGUUUAUGCUCCGUUGACGAGAUCGGCAAGGCAGUUUACCAUCUCGCAAAGCGAUCUGAUCGGAGGCGAGUGUGAACGUGGGUCAUUUUCUACUCUUCCCAGAGGUGGUGUAUUUAUUUAACUGAGUGGGGGGGUGGGGGGAGACCUUAGGUCCCUGUUGGGAGUCAGGAUGUGAAGACUACUAUUUUUAAAGCAUCCCGCGUAAUCGGUCGCAAUUUUAAGCCGAUUGCUCAACGGAAUCGUUGAAUCGUCUCGGUUGUACAUUGUGUUUUUUGCUGAGCGGUUACAAGGUGGGUAGUCUAGGCCAUGGACAGGUGGCCGCUAAUUUAUAACAAGCAUAAAUGGGUCAGCAUUUACGCUAUUGGAACCUCAUUUGCCAGUAAAAAAUAUGAUAAUUGUUUUUUUACCCUUUUAUCUGCCAACGAAACUGACACCUUUUUUACAAGGAGUCGUGUUUGCACCUUUUGGCGUCAUCUGGUCCAACACCAUGUGAGGCUAGGCUCUGAGGAAAGCUGUCUCGGGUGUGGACCAAUAAACUUCAAGGACAGUACAUACAUUAUCGGAGUUAUGUUUUUUGUUUGCAUUAUGACUGCAGGUAUUGUGGUCUAAGCAAACAUGACUCCUUGUAAAAAAAGGUGUCAGUUUUGUUGCCAGAUAGAAUGGUAAAAAAACAAUUAUCAUAAAUGGGUUCAUCGUUGAUUAUAGCAUGAAGGUACCCAGUGGUAUUAGUUUAUGAAGGCAAUGCUUGCUUAUGAGUGUCACUGAAAUUGAACAGAUUCAAGGGCAUCUGUGAUAGUGCAGUCAGUGGCAUUCGUUUGAGUUCAAACCUUGCUGAUGGACUCUGUUAUGGUAACAUAACGAAUCACGUGUUUGGCAGUUGCUGCGUUUUAUGUGUGCAACAACAACAAAAACAUCAUACCGAUGUAUUCGUAACUAAAAUCGGGGAAAAUUGCCAAGGCCAUUUCGUUCAAGAUAUGAAUCUGGCUCUUUAACAGCUCGCAUCCUCGUAUUUUUUUAAAAUGUAAAUGUUGGAAGUAAAACUUUCUAAACGAGAAGCGUUUGUUUUCAGAAGAAUGGUCGGGCUACGUGGCUAUGUCGUCGGUAUGGUUAAACAUUCUGCUUAGCCUCCAGUGUUUUUAAGUUACGUGUCUUUUUUGCAAAAUAACACAUUGCUGCGGAGGGAGCUGGUAGGAACGUUGGGUUGCUCGGUCAAUGGCCAGGGUCAACGGCGGCGUGGUGUAUUCCGCAAAUAUGGCCGACUGUGAGGGCGGGCACAAGCCGGCGUGAGUAGGUUAAACGUUUAAGGGCACCACGGGGUGACCAGCCCCUCCCCACCCAGCCCCACCCCUCCCACCCCCCACCCAGCCCCACCCUCCCCUCCCCACCCAGCCCCUCCCUACCCAGCCCCUCCCCACCCUCCCCUCUCCACCCAGCCCGACCCCUCCCAUUUUUGGAUGCACGACGGACGGACGGACACAAUAAUCCCCUGUGGGCUGGUGUAACCAGGAGGUUCCUACCAGUAAAAAUUGUUUACUAUUGCUUGUACAACACGAAGUGAAUUACAUGGGUGCAACUCAUGAACGACCGAUGUCGACUCAACUUGAUCUUCAUUUUGAUUUAAAGCUUUCGUGACUGCAGGGAUUCACAUUAUUGGUAACAAUAAAAUAAAAAUAUAAAACAAGAAAAAUGUUCACGACGUUUCGUUUGCAACACAAGCAAUCAUCAGGUGUGAAACCCACAGCAAGAAAAUUUGAAAAAAAAGUGCCGGUUUUUUGUUAGUUUAAUUUUUAAAACACCACUUUUUUUUACACAAGCAAUCAUCAUCAGGUGUGAAAACCACGGAAAAAAGUGGCGUUUUUUUUCUUAAACUAAACUAAGAAAAAACGCCGCUUUUUUUUCUUCAAAUGUUCUUGCCGUGGUUUUCACACCUGGUGAUGAUUGCUUGUGUUGCAAUCGAAACGUCGUGAAAAUUUGUAUUGUUUUAUAUUUUUAUUAUUUUAUUGUUUCCCUUCUACGUGACUUUACCGAAAGAAAUCGUAAAAAUAGCAAUGGUUUUGCUUCUUUUGUUAGAAGGUCGACUUGUGUUUUGUUUUGGUUCGACUUCAGACUGACAGCUGUAUUGAUGGAUUGCAUGCUGUUACCCAGCGAUGUGCAUAUAUGUGUGUGUGUGUGGUCACCCAUUCACCUGCAUUGUGAAGUCUCCUGUUCAGAUGUAAAUGGCAAUACUAAAUAAACAUGA
Messenger RNA from Lethenteron reissneri (Far Eastern brook lamprey), 4841 nucleotides. Its product is annotated as zinc finger protein 835-like. Gene Ontology annotation, biological process: regulation of gene expression. Lineage: Eukaryota; Metazoa; Chordata; Hyperoartia; Petromyzontiformes; Petromyzontidae. The record is from RefSeq and is a predicted model, not a curated record. Gene Ontology annotation, cellular component: nucleus.